Messenger RNA from Jaculus jaculus (lesser Egyptian jerboa), 3584 nucleotides. RefSeq names its product adenosylhomocysteinase like 1 (gene Ahcyl1). NCBI's taxonomy places the organism in Eukaryota, Metazoa, Chordata, Mammalia, Rodentia, Dipodidae. The transcript is spliced from 17 exons. Gene Ontology annotation, biological process: L-methionine cycle. The coding region runs from base 45 to 1637 and encodes 530 amino acids. The record is from RefSeq and is a predicted model, not a curated record. Gene Ontology annotation, cellular component: cytosol.
GCGGGGGCGGCGGGUUUCGCCGCGGGCCGGGCCGGCCGGGAGGGAUGUCUAUGCCUGACGCGAUGCCGCUGCCCGGUGUCGGGGAGGAGCUGAAGCAGGCCAAGGAGAUCGAGGACGCCGAGAAGUACUCCUUCAUGGCCACCGUCACCAAGGCUCCCAAGAAGCAAAUUCAGUUUGCUGAUGACAUGCAGGAGUUUACCAAAUUCCCAACCAAGACUGGCCGGAGAUCUUUGUCUCGCUCCAUCUCACAGUCCUCCACUGACAGCUACAGUUCAGCUGCAUCCUACACAGAUAGCUCUGAUGAUGAGGUUUCUCCCCGAGAGAAGCAACAAACCAACUCCAAGGGUAGCAGCAAUUUCUGUGUGAAGAACAUCAAGCAGGCAGAAUUUGGACGCCGGGAAAUUGAGAUUGCAGAGCAAGACAUGUCUGCUCUGAUUUCACUCAGGAAACGUGCUCAGGGAGAGAAGCCCUUGGCUGGUGCUAAAAUAGUGGGUUGUACACACAUCACAGCCCAGACAGCGGUACUGAUUGAGACACUUUGUGCCUUGGGGGCUCAGUGCCGCUGGUCUGCUUGCAACAUCUACUCCACUCAGAACGAAGUCGCUGCAGCGCUGGCCGAGGCUGGAGUUGCAGUGUUCGCUUGGAAGGGCGAGUCAGAAGAUGAUUUCUGGUGGUGUAUUGACCGCUGUGUGAACAUGGAUGGGUGGCAGGCCAACAUGAUCCUGGAUGAUGGGGGAGACUUAACCCACUGGGUUUAUAAGAAGUAUCCAAACGUGUUUAAGAAGACCCGAGGCAUUGUGGAAGAGAGCGUGACUGGUGUUCACAGGCUAUAUCAGCUCUCCAAAGCUGGGAAGCUGUGUGUCCCCGCCAUGAAUGUCAACGAUUCUGUUACCAAACAGAAGUUUGAUAACUUGUACUGCUGCCGAGAAUCCAUUUUGGAUGGCCUGAAGAGGACCACAGAUGUGAUGUUUGGUGGGAAACAAGUGGUGGUGUGUGGCUAUGGUGAGGUAGGCAAGGGCUGCUGUGCUGCUCUGAAGGCCCUGGGAGCAAUCGUCUACAUCACAGAAAUUGACCCCAUCUGUGCUCUUCAGGCUUGCAUGGAUGGGUUCAGGGUGGUGAAGCUAAAUGAAGUCAUCCGGCAGGUCGACGUUGUAAUAACUUGCACAGGAAAUAAGAAUGUAGUGACACGGGAACACUUGGAUCGUAUGAAAAAUAGUUGCAUCGUAUGCAAUAUGGGCCACUCCAACACGGAAAUCGAUGUGACAAGCCUCCGCACUCCAGAGUUGACAUGGGAACGGGUACGAUCUCAGGUGGACCAUGUCAUCUGGCCCGAUGGCAAACGAGUUGUGCUCCUGGCAGAGGGUCGACUGCUCAAUUUGAGCUGCUCUACAGUUCCCACCUUUGUUCUGUCCAUCACAGCUACAACGCAGGCAUUGGCACUGAUAGAACUGUACAAUGCGCCCGAGGGACGGUACAAACAAGAUGUAUACUUGCUUCCUAAGAAAAUGGAUGAGUAUGUUGCCAGUUUGCACCUGCCAUCAUUUGAUGCCCACCUGACAGAGCUGACAGAUGACCAAGCAAAAUAUCUGGGACUCAACAAAAAUGGGCCAUUUAAACCUAAUUAUUACAGAUACUAAUGGACCAUGUUGCCAGUGACCAGCCCACAUGAACCACACAACUCUAAUAGAAAUAUUUUUAAGUUAACUUUUUAUUUUCUUCUUAUUCCUCUCUUCUUGAUUUUUUUUUUUCUUAAUUUCAUCCUCAUUUUUUUUUUUUUAUCCAUUAUUGAAGUUUUGCAGAACACACAGGAGCUUGCUUCAUGGCUCUUUAGAUGAAACAGGUUUAAGGUUUCUCACCCUAGUCACUAGAGAAAGAUUGUACUCUCCCAGCCCAGAAAGCUGAUUCUUUCUUAACUAUUUCUGGGGACUUUGGUCUUAACUAGGUACCUUGUUAACAUGAAAUGCUAAGGUACCAUCUAUGUGGAACAAUCUGUAAUGUCUAAAUUGCCUUAAAAGAGCCUAUUUUGUAGCUACUGAUGAAAUCAGGGCUCUCCCUUCUUCAGAGGAGCCAGGAUGGCACUUAACAGCAGGUAGGUUAGAUGUAGGUGGUGCAUGUCCGUUUUCCUUAGUUCUGAGCCCUGUUUCCUGUGUAAAGGUGGCGUGUCUGGCUCAGAAAUGUGCUGCUUGGUACACCUCAGUAGGCCCACUUGGUUUUAUAGUGCAGCCCUUCCACCAGUCUCAUUGUUCUAGUUUUUAACUAAACUGCAUUCUGUCAACUUGAAUUUUGUCCCCUAGCAUUUAUUUCUGUUGUAUUUCUUUUAAUUAAGGAAAUUUUUGAGUGUUGCCACUGAGAAACUGCUCAGGUGGUUAGUUACCAGUUUCUUUUUAGAACCUUUACAGAAAGAGUGACGUCUAGGAAAAUGCUAGUCUCCAACUCUGCUGAGUCCCUGUUUCUAGCCCAUAGUUUAUAGCAUCAGUGAACUGGAGCCACAAGCAAAACUUCUCAGCUCUGCCCCUACAGCGUAUGCCGAAGGCCAAUUUCUCUAGUCAUUACUCGGCAUGAAACACUUAGGGUUUAUCCUUUAAAAACAAGUCUCUGGCCAGCUGUGCUUCUGCGACCUGAAAUAAUUGGAAGGGAAGUAGGUGUGGAUGGGAAGAAGAAUGAACAUCUAAAUUGUGCAAUCUGUCUGGAACUGCAGGUUCCAAUACUUUUAUAGAAGUGGUGCCAUUUUUAAUUGACAAAUGCCACAGAAAGUUUAUAAAAAUCUUAAAAGAACAGUCUGUAGAGAAAGUAAUCAGUGCACCCUGACUUGUGCUCUGAAGGAAACACCAGAGAAGGUCUCUUAAAAACAUCAGAGAGACUUACUCCCAAGUUGCACAUCCUGCUUACCAGCAUCUCUGCAUGGUCAAGUGAGCUUUAUGCUCAUGAGCUUUAAGUAAAUAAUUAUCCAGGAUUUUAAAACCUCAACUUGUUCUAGCUUGCAAUCCUUCAAAGUUGGAUCAUGCAUUAAUGCUAGGUAUUAGGAAUUUUUACUUCUCUCUCUCCACUGAUCAGAGAAACAGACAUUAACAACAGAAGUACAAAAAGGAAAGCUAUGGCCCUGCAGCUUCUUAGCAGGGGACUAUCUUGCCAAAACGAUUUUCCCUAUCCUCUCCCAUUUCUCCCUCCUGGUCCUUUCCUACUCCUUGCCAAUGUGAUCAUGCUUUCUUCUCUAUAGAUGCUAAUAUUUGAAGCCCCUUUUCCUAUGGCACUUACCCAGGCAAUCAGAAUCCCACAUCCAUUAGGGGAGUUAUUCUGGCCAACAGUUACCUGGUCAGAUCAGCUGGAGGGAAGAGUCCCAGGUCUUACUACCCUCUGGUCUGCCCUCUGAUUCCGUAUCUGUUACUGUGUCCUUAGGAAUAAUAGGUAAGGGCUCGUCUCUGCCAAGCCAUGUAACAAAGGACUGGAAAAUGUCUGGCAUCAGAGGGAGCAUGUGGAGACCAACUUGGAAGGAAAUUGUUCAUUUUGUAUUGAAUGGUUUUUAAUGAAUGCAAUAUUAAUCCUUGCAGAUGAGCAAUAAUCAUUAAAGUCAAUUAAAAUUAUAA